UGUUCAGUUCCUGUAUACGAUUGCUAUAAGCUCGGAUCGGCGCGCUUGAAAAUUUCAAUUGAUUGAUUUGACUGAUCCGAUUUAAUUUGUUCGUCGCGUAUUCUAGAUUUCAAAAUCAAAAUGGUUGCUGGUUGCGGGCCAAAGAUCGCUAAGCUUUUCUUGUUCGUCUUAAACUUCUGUAUUUGGCUUUGUGGUAUCGUCCUGAUCGGCGGAGGGGCUUAUGUGACGAUCAAACACAAUGACUACCAGGAGCUGUUCCUUGACGACACGAUUCUGACCGUCUCAUGGACCGCCAUUGGUAUUGGUAUCUUCAUCUUCGUCGUCGGGUUCUCGGGAUGUUGCGGCGCCCUGCAAGAGAGCAAGUGUCUUCUAACACUGUAUUUUAUCUUUUUGCUACUGAUCGUGCUGGCGGAAGGCUCUCUGGGAAUCAUGACAUUUAUUUUCAGUGGUGACAUUGAGGACAAUAUGACGAAGGGCAUGCAGAAAGCUAUAAAUGAGACCUAUGGUCUUAAAGACGGUACAACCACAGCCGUAGAUGACGUGCAGCAAACGUUCGAGUGUUGCGGUGCUUCUAAGUACACGGACUACAAGACCUCUCAGUAUCUUCCGCCGGGGUUGGCUGUACCCAAUUCGUGCUGUAAACCUGGUAAAGAAUGUAUUGGCGGAACCAAGGGGAAUCCCCUCUACCCAAAUCGAGUCUGGACAGAAGGUUGUGUGUAUGCCACGAAAGACACGAUAAAGAAUCACUACCUUGCAAUUGGAGGUGCUGCGAUCGGUCUUCUCAUUUUACAGAUAAUGACGAUGGUGUUCGCUUGCUGUGUCAUAAAAGGAAUUGACAAGGAUUAUGAAAAAUUUGCAUAACGGAUUCAAUCCUUCUUUUUACUCAAUAGAGUCCCACUCCUUCGAUUUCGUGGUAUCAAAACACAAGCAUGCGCUCUUAACCCGAUUGUAAAAAUUAACAACAACAAAAAUAAUCAUGAUAUCCUUGUCCAUCACGUACUGAUAUGUGCGCACAUUGAAACUACGUACAUGCAUUACACAAUAUAAAAAAGUUUUGGAAUUCCCCUUGAAUUGAUUGAGUUCUCGAAAGUGUAUGCGAUCGUGCUGCUGAAGCUCUAUAGCCUCUUUUCAAUUCUAUCCGAAGAUACUUUUUUGUGCUUCAAUUCAAUGGCCUAAAUGAAAAUAUUUUGUACUGAGUCAAGCAGGUGAACCAAUACCUCACUGUUCCUCUUUUUCUAGUAUUUAAAAAAAAUUUACUUCAGACUGACUAGACCUAAAUUUUAUUACAAGCAGUAAUUAUCUAAAUCGAAGGAGAGACAGAAAAAAGCCUCGUAUUCGUAUCAAACAUCGCGAAUGUUAGCCGAUUCACACGACGCCAGUCGACGCUACGACAAUUGAUACGUCUUUGUAAUAAUCAAGAAUAUCAUAAUACUGGCAUUUCAGAAAUAAAUGGCAAAAAACACAACACAACACAACACAAGGAUCAUAAACAUAGUACUGUAGGUCUGCUUAUAAUUAAGGAUCAUAAAAAUGAUAAAAAGCAACAUAAUAAUUAUAUUUUUAAAGUGGUGAGAAACAUGGCCGAUAUAUAAAGCGCUAUAUAAACCCAGAAUAGUAUUGAUAUUGACAUUCAUAAUGUUUAAAGCAUGCAGGUGUCGACAUGAAGGGAUGGAUACAAUUUGUUUAAAAAAAUGAAUUGACUAAUAUUGAUGACUUGUUGAUUUUGACUUACAAAUAAAAUACCAUCAUAAUGACUGCAAUAUCAAAUGUACAUAA
Molecule: messenger RNA, 1776 nt
Organism: Strongylocentrotus purpuratus (purple sea urchin)
Lineage: Eukaryota; Metazoa; Echinodermata; Echinoidea; Camarodonta; Strongylocentrotidae
Product: CD63 antigen
Exons: 7
Coding region: 121-861 (246 amino acids)
Cellular component (GO): membrane
Source: RefSeq, a predicted model, not a curated record